Didymodactylos carnosus is the source of this 1392-nucleotide messenger RNA. Lineage: Eukaryota; Metazoa; Rotifera; Eurotatoria; Philodinida; Philodinidae. The record is from the annotation of a GenBank genome assembly.
AUGGAGUUGAAUGACAUUUCUGUUAAAACAAGGGAUACAGUUAAGAUUAUUCAGCAACGUUUGAAUGAAUUAUGUUAUUCAUCAUGUGAAAAUGGAGAUGAAGAGAAUAUCGAACAACGUUUGGAAGAUAUUUUAAAUGAGUUAGAUUUAAAUAAUCAAAAAUAUUUGAUUGAUGUAGAAGAUAAUCGCGGUCAAAGUCCAUUGUUUUAUGCAAUUGAAACACAAAAAUCUCUUAAAUUUAUAAAAAUAUUAUUGGAACAUGAUGCUCGAAUAACCGAUAAAAUUCUUGUAUGUGCUGUACGUAAAUGUAAUUUCGAAAUAUUAGAAUUAUUAAAAACAUAUGGUGCUAAUUUUAAUAAAACAGUCAAUGGAUGGUCAUUACUUCACGAUAGUGUUCUAUUACAUAAUAAUGAAUUACUUGAAUAUUUAAUUGAUCAAGGUAUUGAUCCAAAUGGUGUUGAUGGUGAAAAUCAAACACCUCUUCUAUUGGCUGUUUAUCGUUCGAAUAUUGAUGUUAUUCGUUUAUUAUUAAAAUAUCCAAAUGUUGAUCCGUGUGUUGUUAAAACGGCUAAAAAAGGUUUAACAUCAUUGCAUGUAGCAUGUGAAAUUGGUUUAGAUGAUGUAAUACCAUUAAUGAUAAAAUCAAGUUCAUCAAAUUUAAUAAAUAGACAAAAUACUAAAGGACAAACAGCAUUUGAUUGUUUUUUAUCAUGUUAUUUAUUCAAUAAAAAUGAUCUUUAUAUGAAUGAAAAUGGUUUAAAAGUAUUUACAACAAUAUUUAAUGUAUUUGUAGAAUAUGGAGGAAAAUUAAAUCGUUUAUCAAAAUCUUAUCGUCGAACAAGAGCACCGUAUAUUGUGAAAAUUCUUACAAUAUUAUUUCAAAAAAAUGAUGAAUUUUUUAAAUUAUUUAUUAAUCCUGAAAUAAUGAUAAAUGAUCUUGAACAAUUGAUUUAUGAUUCACUUUCUGAUACAAUACGUUUAGCAUCGUUUAAAGGUGAAAUAAAAGUUUCAAUUGAACAAACAAAACAAAUAAUGAAUGAUCCAUUAUUACGUGAAUAUUUAAUAAAAGAAAAAUUAUUACGAGAACAAAUUUUACGUGAAGUAUUUGAUCUCUUUUUUCUUGUUCAUAAAUCAUCGUUUAUUAAUCUUACAUAUAAUCAAUUAUUACAUAAUUGUCAUGUAGAUUCAACAAAACCAAAAAUUAGACAAGCACUAUGGUUAUUAAUUAAAGAUUUUUAUUAUAUACGAACAUCAGACGAUGGAUCAGUGACACUUAAAUCAGCAUGUAGAAAAAAUAUUUUACUUAAUUUAAAAUCAAUUCAAACAUGUUGUUAUACAAAACAAUUAGAAAUACCCAAAUAUCUUGAAAAAUAUUUAUUAUUUUUAGAAUAA